CCGUGGCGGCUGAUAUGGCAGGAUUGGAUCGGGCACAGGAUGUUCGGCUGGCUGAGCGACUGGAUAUGGCUCAAGGAGGAUAGAUGUUCCGGUAAACGUGGUUCAGAAGUCUUCGUGGAGGCGGAUUAUUGUAGGUAAUGUUGCUGUCAUUGUACUUUAUAUCGUGAGGUAGGUGUCUCUUUUCAUACAAUGUGAACGUUUGAACGCCAACCCGACAUAGCAUUAGGAGUGAUAUGAGUCUGGAUUCUUCCGUCACUAUUCAUAUCAGAGCUAUCCUGUUGAAAGUGUGGUCGUAUGCGUGGUAGUAGCAUGAAAGAUCAAAAUCGUACCAACAUUUCGGUAACCCGGGCCAACUACGGCCCGAAUGUGACGACGCGAUUUCGAACCUCUCCUUGACCAGAAAUGGUGCGAUGCGUCCACUCACUCAGACCGUCUUUUGUUUCGCCAGCAUGUUGUCGGCAUAUGCUACUAGGCAAAGUACCUUUAGCUCCGAAUCCAAAUGGACUGUUGAGGUCUCAAAGCAUUGGGAUGUCCUAGGUCCUUUCCCAAUACAAGCUAGAGAACAACAAUUUAUCUCGCCUUCUUUCCCUUUGAAUUUAUCAGAGCCAAUUAACUUUGCCAAGACUUGGCCAUCCUCUUAUGCAGAUGGCGGAAGGGUUGCAUGGAGUUCUGUAGUUCUCAAAGAUGCUGGCGACAUUGAAAUAUCGUUUCCAGACAUAAGAUGGGAAUCCCUUCGCGCAACAGAGGGAUGGGCUGCAUUGCAACAUCACGCUGUGCUUCGCUCUACGCUCACAGUCCACCCUCCAAUAAAUCCUUCAAAGUCGACCCCUGUUCCACACCUGCUCGUACAGCUCAUUCAAGGGUCCUAUUUUACAAUUCUUCCCAAGAACGGAAGAAGAGAACCUCAAUGGUACUCUGGGAACAUCUAUGCAAUGGAACGAUCUCUACCACAGCAAGCUCCUCUGCCUACAACCCCGUCGAACGAUUCUGUAACCCAUUAUGACAUCUUCAUAAGCGGGGAUUAUGAGAUCAGAUUGUUCGGAGACCCACAUACUCAAGAUCGUGAAAUUCCUGUCCAAAGCAUCAGUCUUUCCGUGAAAUUUGAUGACGCUCUCGGCAGUGUAAUUCGAGAGACUACACAAGACGUCAUUUGUGAUUUCGUAGAUAACUUCGCCUUUGGAAACGCCAUUGGCAUCGGGUUGCGAAGCGUUGAUGGUUGGUGGACUGUUACAGAUGUGUCAACAGAUUCCUCCUCGGGCUUGACUUUGACUCUUGUUCGACCUACUCGAAUAGCCGAAGGACAAACUCGUAUUGUCCCAGUCCAAAUAACCCAGACGCGACCUUUCAACCGGGCAUCCAUUGACCUGAAGCUCACAUUGACAUCAGGUGCCUCUGAGACCAUAGUAACAAUCGAGUCCCUACCAGUGAAUCAACUCUCUGGUUGGAUGGAGUCGGUGUAUUCACCCAUCAAAGGGUCUUAUUUCUAUGCUAGAUCGAUGCCAACUGUUUUUACUGCGUUGCCGCCCAGGUAUUCUGGACCUCCAAAGCCUCCUAUAUUGGCCCUUCAUGGUGCUGGCGUUGACAUUGUGGAUCAGUCGUUCUGGGCUGACGCUUUGCCUCGGAACUCGUAUUCCUGGUUUGUCAUUCCGACGGGAAGGACGUCGUGGGGACUUGAUUGGCACGGACCUAGUAUCAAAGACACUUGGGCGUCUCUUGACGCCCUGGUCGCAAUUUUGGCAGCUAAUAAGGCAUGGCUUCCCUGGAAACUCGAGCCGAAUAUCCCUGCUAUCAUACUGGGACACUCUAAUGGAGGCCAGGGUGCUUGGUACAUUGCAUCGAGGUAUCCUGAUAGGGUUCUUGGAGUUAUUCCGGCUGCGGCAUACAUCAAAUCUCAGUCCUACGUCCCUCUGACGCUCUCGAGAUCUGCCCGAUUUAUUGAUCCCAUCCUUCUCUCUGUAUUGGAAACAUCCUUAACACCCGAUAACAAUGAUUUAUUCUUGACGAACUUGGUUGACACUCCUGUUCUUGCGAUUCACGGAGGAAAUGACAACAAUGUUCCUGUUUGGCAUAGUAGAGAAGCAGGUCUGACCCCCCUUUGACAAAAAUACGACUUGGGUUCUGCGAGACAUGGACGUCUAUUAUGAAGUGGUUUGUGAGUAUAUCAAAAACCUCUGCCGAGCAAGUGAAUUACUUUUAUUGUCGAGAUCACUGUAACAAGGUUAGAGUACUUAUUGGCGGUUCACUAUAAUCACUAUCACUUAGGGGGAAAGCCUGAGUACGCAGCCGGCUUGAAAUCGGCAUGCUGAGUAAGCCCAACAGCGACCAUAAUUUGUAACAACACCGUGCGUCAUCGUUCGAAGCAACACUCUAUGGCGCUUAAACGAACUCUGGCAACGAGAGGAUACUGACUUUCGAAUGGUUACGGUGCGGUCAGACC
Desarmillaria tabescens is the source of this 2437-nucleotide messenger RNA. RefSeq lists its product as uncharacterized. The transcript is spliced from 10 exons. The record is from RefSeq and is a predicted model, not a curated record. The coding region runs from base 411 to 2099 and encodes 562 amino acids. Lineage: Eukaryota; Fungi; Basidiomycota; Agaricomycetes; Agaricales; Physalacriaceae.